This is a messenger RNA of Closterium sp. NIES-65, 891 nucleotides long. The record is from the annotation of a GenBank genome assembly. Lineage: Eukaryota; Viridiplantae; Streptophyta; Zygnematophyceae; Desmidiales; Closteriaceae.
AUGGUCUUAUCUCGAAGGCGUCGCUUCGCCGCGAAUGGCGCCGGUCUUGCCGCAGAGGGUCCACUGGGGAUUCCCGUCGGCGUGCUGAUAGGAUUCGUCGCACUUGUCGCAUGUAUAAUCGCCACGGGGUACUAUGCGACGUCGCGUGCGAAUCAGGAAGCCGCCGAGGCGAAAUCGAAGCUCGCAGAGAUGGAGAAGCGAUGGGCGGAGCGCGGGGGGUUGUCGCAGUCGCAGGGAGGGCAGGCGGAACCUCCUCCAGAGGGGUUAGGAACCAUGCAGGCAGGAGGGAUGAGCCAGAUGAAGAUGGAUGCAGCCUCAGAAGCAGCAGCAGUAGCAGCAGCCGAUGGCCUAGCCACAUGCGCUGCGGACUUGAGGCGAGCGAAUCAGCAGCUGCGAAUUGCAAGAGGGUGGGUGCGAGAGGGGCUGGAGCACUGCGUUAAGCUGAGAAAGAAAUACUCCAAGGCCAGGCACAAGUGGCAGGCGCGCAAGGGGAAGGGCGGUGCUGGUGGUGCUGGUGGUGCUGGUGCUGGUGGUGCUGGUGGUGCUGGUGCUGGUGCUGCUGAUGGCGAUAGUGGUUACGGUGAUGGAAUUGACGAGGGCAAGCAUGGCAAGGACCAUGAUGGGCAUAGCGACGAUCAUGGUGACGAUCAUAGUGAUGAGCAUGGCGACAAUCCCAAGAGGAAAUCUUCCAUGCAUGAUGAAGACGAUGAUGAGAAAGAUGAGAAGGACGAUGAGGAUAAGGAGGAUAAGGACGACGAGGAUGAACAUGGCAAGGACAAGCAUGGUGAUGGGGAGAAAAUGCUUGACAAGGAUGGUAAGGAUGAUGAGGAAGACGACAAGGAUGACGAUGCUGACCAUGAAAAGGGCGUGAAGGCUGGUAUGGGUGUAUAA